UCUUGAUUAUUAAUUAUAAGUUUAUAGCCAAGAGGUAAUUUGUUUAGAAAGAUUUUCAUGAUGAAAGCUUAAACCCUAAUAAGUUUUUAAAGAGAUAUAUAAAAUUAUACCCAAGGGCAAUUUCCUUGAAAGAUGCAGUCUUUGACAAGAAGAUCGUUGCAGAGAUUUAUCAGCAAACAUGUCCAUGCAAUUGGAUGCCGGACAUAUGGUUCUACUAGGAUUUUUGAUGCUGGCCAGCCGACCGCUGCUUCUCACCCGGAAUUACUAAAAGAAGGGGAGUUGACUCCUGGUAUAACUUGUGAUGAAUACAUCUCCAGACGAAAGAGAUUGUUGGAGAUUCUCCCUGAGAAGAGUAUUGCCAUCAUUGCAGCUUCCCCAAUCAAGAUGAUGACUGAUGUUGUGCCUUACCCAUAUCGACAAGAUGCUGAUUAUUUGUAUGUCACAGGCUGUCAGCAACCUGGUGGGAUUGCUGUUUUAGGUCAUGAAAUUGGUUUGUGUAUGUUCAUGCCGGAGCCAACAUAUCAUGAUGUCACAUGGGAAGGGAAUACUGCUGGGGUAAAGGAGGCAAUGGAGAUAUUCAAGGCUGAUCAGGCAUUACCUAUGAGCAAACUCCAGCAGAUGUUAUCUGGAUUUUUAGAAAGAUCUUCGGAAGUAUUUCAUAAUGUAAAGACUGCUACAAGAACUUAUGUGGAGUUGGAGUCCUUUCAGAAGGCAUUAAAUAAAGGCAAAGCAAAAGAUCUGUCUGUAUAUACUCAUGAAAUGCGCUGGGUGAAAUCUCCAGCUGAAAUUAACUUGAUGAGAGAGGCUGCUACAAUUGCUUGUCAGGCUCAAUUACAGACCAUGUUUCACUCAAAGACAUAUCCACAUGAACGUAUGAUGGCAGCAAAGGUGGAGUAUGAGUGCAAAAUGAGAGGUGCCCAGAAAAUGGCAUUUAAUCCUGUGGUGGGUGGUGGUCCAAAUGGCAGUGUCAUACAUUAUUCUCGAAAUGAUCGUAGAGUUAAUAAUGGUGAACUUGUGCUGAUGGAUAUUGGAUGCGAGUUUCAUGGGUACGUUAGUGAUAUGACUCGUACAUGGCCUCCAUCUGGUAGAUUUUUAUCUGCUCAUGUUGACCUCUAUGAUCUUAUUGUGGAGACGAAUAAAGAAUGUAUAGAGCUUUGUAAACCUGGUGUAACCUUACGGCAAAUACAUGAACAUUCGGUCCAGAAACUCUACAAAGGACUGAGAAAAAUUGGAGUACUGAAAGACAAACUGAGCAGUCACCGAACAUACCAUCAACUCAACCCAACGAAUAUAGGACACUAUCUAGGAAUGGAUGUUCAUGAUUGUUCUACGAUCAGCAAUGACCGCCCUUUGAAGCCAGGGGUGGUUAUAACUAUUGAGCCAGGUGUAUAUAUCCCAUCUUCCUUCGAUGUUGCAGAGAAGUAUCAAGGUAUUGGGAUAAGGAUUGAAGAUGAAGUUCUUAUAACAGACAGUAGUUAUGAGGUCCUUACUGGAUCGAUGCCCAAAGAAAUAAGUCACAUUGAGUCCUUGCUAAACAACUACGUCCAUCAAUCAGAAUCAGAUUGCUUAGCAACUGCUGUUUCAAGUUGAAGUGAUGGCCUUCUCAAAUUUCCAUUGCCAUAGAUCGAUGCUAUCAGAAGUACCAGGGGGCAGGGAUCAUUGUUCGAAAAACAUGUCUAACAUUUGUUGAUGUAUGUUUUAAUAAUUUUUUUGGACUAUGCUUCUUGGGGCUGCAUCUGCAUUCUGCAUGCUCGUAGCCUAUGCGCCAGUGCUGGUUCAGUUGCCGUUCAGGUUGCUUUUCUAUGUACUUCCCUCGAGUUUCCUUUCGAAACAAACAAAACACUGUCACCACAAAUGCAUUGUUUCCAAUUCUAAUAAACAAUUAUUUCACUUGUCCAGACUGAUUAGAGUUUUGCUUGUAUGCAUUGAUUCCGUUCGAGAUGAAUGCAUGAAAAAUCAAGUUCACUUUGUAUGAAUCUCGCUCUCUGGCAAUGCUUUAGGUGCUUGUUAGAAAGUUAAUUUUGUGUGCAAGUUGGACAAUUCAUUUUGGGUGCAUGUUGGAAAAGUCAUUCUAGGAGCUUGAAACCUUUUCUCGUUUGAAUUUCAGGAUCCUUGUGAACCAAAUUAGGUCGGUAUAUUCUCUCCUAAAUCAAGAGUUGAUUUAGUGGGCUGUGAGUAUCAUCCUUUUAAUUUGGAGAUCCAAAGUGCAAUUUUAAUUUGUUAGACUCGUCAAAACUCAUUAGUAAAGUUUGUGUGCAAACUUCUGUUCUCCUUACUUGAAUCAAACUUGAACUUAUUGAGGGGUGAAAAAUGGAAGUAUGUGUGGAAGUGAAGUAUAGCCAAAUUUACAUUAUCUCAUAUCCAUUCCAUUACUUCAAUGCCAUUAAGUUGCUUUCAAGUUCCACAUAGAGUGGAGUUUAAGGUCAGAUGUUUACAUUAUCUGAGAUCUGACCCAAAAAUUAGUUUUGACUACAUUAGAUUUAAAUAUGAGCUACUAAAAGCCAAAAUGAAUUGAAUUAAAGUGAAUUGAAUCGAAUCAUAUGUACCGGACAUAUUUGGCACCUCUGAGUAACCCCAAAACAAUAGACCAUUUCUCUUGAUUUAUAUCCUGAACCUGUUCUGUAAGUGUAGUGAUGUUCUGUUCUGCUAAUAUAAAGUUUAUUACUACAUAAAGGGAUAAGGAUUGCUAGGGUGGUAGUGGUUAGACCAGGUUAAUUUUUGAUCCGACCUGAAAUAGAUUCGAAACUAGACUAGAAACCAGUGAGCUAUAAUCUGCCCGACUGUGGUUUUGACAGGUCUAGUGAUGGUAGAUGGAUGCAUUGAAGGCAUUACUACUCUCUGACAAGUGUUUAUUAAUGGUAUGCGUGAAUCCGUUGCCAUUUGCAGAACUCUCCUGGUUCAAGCCUUUAAAAGUUUUGAAAAGAUUGACCUUUGAGUGAAGCUGAUUAUUGAAGUAUUGUGAAAAUUUGAAUAAAAUAAGAUGUUUUAACAACUUAAUUCUAAAAAUAAGCUUCGUGAAAAAUUUAUUCCCAAAAUAAGCGUCCGUAUAUUCUAACC
This is a messenger RNA of Amaranthus tricolor (Joseph's coat), 3057 nucleotides long. Its product is annotated as intermediate cleaving peptidase 55, mitochondrial. The transcript is spliced from 15 exons. The coding region runs from base 133 to 1590 and encodes 485 amino acids. Gene Ontology annotation, molecular function: metalloaminopeptidase activity; manganese ion binding. Lineage: Eukaryota; Viridiplantae; Streptophyta; Magnoliopsida; Caryophyllales; Amaranthaceae. The record is from RefSeq and is a predicted model, not a curated record. Gene Ontology annotation, cellular component: mitochondrion.